This is a messenger RNA of Malassezia restricta, 1449 nucleotides long. RefSeq names its product palmitoyltransferase. The record is from RefSeq and is a predicted model, not a curated record. NCBI's taxonomy places the organism in Eukaryota, Fungi, Basidiomycota, Malasseziomycetes, Malasseziales, Malasseziaceae. Gene Ontology annotation, molecular function: palmitoyltransferase activity. The coding region runs from base 1 to 1449 and encodes 482 amino acids. The transcript has a single exon.
AUGAAAGCGCUGGCACACCUCGUGAACAGGUCCUUCAGGCGUUUCGAGCGGAUGGGAGAGGCCGUAUUAGGUCGCGUAGGUCCACUGUUUGUCGCCUUAUAUGUGAUUCUUGUCGGCAUGGGCAUGAUGGCCUUUUUUACUUGCACGUUUCCGAACCGGCUUCCGAUGCCAAACGCCCUCGCUGAAAUCAUGUCGCUCCCAUCCAUAUGGCACUUGAUAUUAGCAGUACCCAAUGCAUUCUGGGAAGGCAUCGUCACGGAUGCGUCGGUGAUGCUCCUGUGCUCUAUUGUCACCUUACUGUGUCUCUAUAUUGUGACCAUGAUGAUCUGGUCCUAUUAUAUGGCGUGUACAGUGGGACCAGGGACUGUACAGCACGGACUGCCCUCUCCGAACAGAGAGUGCCGACUCGGUCCGGGCAGCAGGUCGUGGUGGCGCACGCGGCAAUAUCAAGUUGCCGCGGCCGCUUGCAUGAAGUUGCCGUUGGACGUGGAAUUGGACAUGAUAUGCAAAAGUCAAAGUGACAAAAACCCAUUGCCUGAUAAAUACUUGUGCGGCAAUCCUGAAGAGGAUCUCCGCUGCGUAUUUCGUUUUUGUAAAAAGUGCAAACCUGUGACACUGGCCAAGGCUCUGUCGUGUCUUCCGCCCGAGUUGCGAUGGGAAGAGAAAAUCAAUCGCCGGGCGGGCGUCAUGCAGCAAUGGGAAGAAGCUGCUUUGGCCCAUACUGAUAAUCCGCAUCAAGCUCCCGAUGCACCUGCUGCAUUGUUCCAUGAUCAGGAAGACGAGGGCGAGCACGAUAUUCACGCAUGGCUCGGCGACAAGGAGGCUAAGAUGAUCGUGUAUCCCCCCAAGCCUGAGCGGACACAUCAUUGCCGCACGUGUAAUGCGUGUAUCUUGAAAUACGAUCAUCACUGCCCAUGGCUGAAUCAAUGUGUAGGUCUGGGAAAUGAACGGUAUUUCAUAUUGUUCAUGUUAUGGUUCUCCCUUGGUGCUUUCAUAUUCGCCAUCUCAGGUUGGCCUAUCGCUUAUAAUGCUCUGGUGAACAAGAUUUGGAUAUCGACCGUGUUCCCACGCAUCCUAUACUUGGCGCUUUAUGCAAAGGCCAUUGUGAUGGGGCCAGCGGUAUUUAUCCUGGCAUUGUGGCAUUUGUACCUGGCAGCACGCAAUGAAACGUCUGUGGAGAGUCAGGAUCAUUCACAUUACCAAAAAACAGCCAAGGAGCGAGACGCGGUAUUCCAGAGCGUGUACGAUCUAGGAUGGAUUCGCAACCUGCAAAUAUUUUUCAAUGUGGGCCCUGGCAUGGCAGCCAGCUACUAUACCCUUCUCCUCCCAGUGCAUGUCGAGCCCUAUUCAGACGGAUGGCAUUGGGCCAAAUGCGCUGGUUUUGGAGGACAACACGCUGGUAUUAUGAGAGAGGAGGAGUUUACAGAUGAUGAGGGAGGUCCCGACUAG